AUGUCUCGGAAGGCACAGUGUCCUUUUGCUGUUCGCUCCGGAGGCCAUUCCACCACCCCGGGGUCAUCAAAUAUCGAGGAUGGUAUUGUGAUCGAUCUUCGCGGCUUUAAUGAAGUUGAAUUGUCCCGAGACAAGAAGAUUGCUGUCGUUGGCUCAGGGGCCAAGUGGGCUGAAGUUUAUCAGUUCCUUGACCAGCACAAGUUGACGGUCAUCGGAGGCCGCGACCCCCAUGUUGGCGUUGGUGGCCUGACUGUUGGUGGCGGAAUCUCGUUCGUGUCCUCGUUUGGUGGAUUUGCUUGUGAUAACGUCCUGAAGUAUCAUAUCAUGAUGGCCGACGGCCAGAUCCUGAAAGUCACCCACCAAUCCCAUCCACUUCUGUACUUUGCUUUGCGUGGCGGCGGCAAUAACUUUGGCAUUGUCCUCCACUUUGAAUUUCAAACCUACUCUCUCGGCGAUUUCUGGGGUGGCCGACUUAUGUACCGUCCGGAAGCCAACGAAGCGAUCAGCCGUGGACUUGCGUUAUACAAUGAGAGGGCACCGGAGGACCCCAACCUCGCCAUCAUCACCACCUUUGGAACUCGAGCAGGAAACCCGUUCAACAAUGUCUUCUUCCACUACUCUAAACCCAUCGCAUAUCCACCCAUCUUCAACGAGACCUUCAAGGACCUCCUUGAGUUUGAACCGGUGAUGAAUCGUCUGCGUAUCGCCAGUAUGUCGAAUCAUACCACGGAGCUCGGAGCGGGUGGCAUGACAGGCAACUAUAAUCAACUGUUCCUUACUCUCACCAUUAAGAAUAAUGCGGAAAUCCAGGAUCGCAUGACAGCUAUUCUGGCUGAGGAGACCAAGAAGGCUGAGACCCAGAUCUUUCAAUCCAUUGCCUCCUUCCAGCCUCUCACAACUCCGAUUAGCUCACAUUUCUCCAAGAAAGGUGGAAACGCGCUUAAUGUCAGCCCUAACGAUGGGCCACUGAUCGGCAAGUUUCACAUAUCCACCUUGUGUUGGGAAGCGAAGUUUCAUGCAUGA
Messenger RNA from Uncinocarpus reesii 1704, 1023 nucleotides. RefSeq lists its product as uncharacterized. Lineage: Eukaryota; Fungi; Ascomycota; Eurotiomycetes; Onygenales; Onygenaceae. The record is from RefSeq and is a predicted model, not a curated record. Gene Ontology annotation, molecular function: FAD binding. Bases 1 to 1023 code for a protein of 340 amino acids. The transcript has 3 exons.